AUGACGAGGCGGCGAACCGGUUCGAGUGUGCAGCAUACUCGGGGAGUCCAGUCCGUCCAGACGGAAGGAGCUGAAAGAACUCCACGCAAAUGGUACCUCCUCAUCGGUCGAGGGAUGUAUCGAGACGUGCGGAAUAGACUGCCAUACUAUAGGAGCGACUGGACGGAUGCAUGGAACUACAGGGUCGUACCAGCCACUUUCAUGAUCUUCUUUGCCAAUGUAUUACCAGGCAUCGCUUUCGCUCUAGACCUCAUCGAAAGCACAGGUCAGACAGGUGUACAAGAGGUCUUGUUAGCUACUUUCAUCGCUGCAGGAGCCGCAGCGUUUUUGGGUGCGCAACCACUCUUGAUAUCAGGAGUGACAGGUCCGAUCACCGUAUUCAACAAGACCAUCCACACGAUAUUUGUCAAGAAUGGCUCGGGCGGGCCUGACUUUAACUACCUCCACUUUCUUGGUUGGGUCUAUCUGUGGGGAGCAAUACUGCAUUGGGUGACGGCGUUGUUCAACGCUGUGAGCUUGCUCAAGUAUGUAACACGGUUCCCGUGCGAUACGUUCGGCUUCUAUGUAGCAAUGGUCUACCUCCAGUACGGAAUCCAAGUCGUUACAAGACAGUUCGGACAAACAGAUGACGCAUCUGCAUUUCUUGGGAUCCUCUUGGCUAUAUUAACGCUCGUCAUCCCCCACCUUUUCGACCUCGUCUAUCAUUCCCCAUUCCUCCACCGUCAAUUGAGGCGGUUUUGCGCCGACUAUGGCAUGCCAAUCACGGUCAUUGCCUGUUCGGGUCUGGCAUAUUGGGGGACCUUUCACGGUUACGUCACCGAGGAAGGCAUGACCUUGCCGACAACCGGUGCCUAUACUCCAGCCGGAGGAAGGGAUUGGGUCGUCAAAUUCUGGCAGUUGCCAGGGAAAUACGUCGGGAUUGCGUUUCCCUUUGGCUUGGUAUUGUGGAUCCUGUUCAUCUUCGACGCGAAUGUUUCGUCCCUCAUCGCUCAAGGUUCCGAAUUCCCCUUGCGCAAGCCCGCAGGGUUUCAUUGGGACUUUUUCCUACUGGGCAUUACGACCCUACUUGCGGGAAUUUUCGGCGUUCCUGCCCCUAACGGAUUGAUCCCGCAAGCCCCACUACAUACUGCCUCUCUCGUCGUGAUGGGGAUCAAGCACGAACACGAAGACGAGGAGAGCACGUUGACGGAUAGGCAAGAUCACGAGGCCGGGAAUAGGCGCGGUAGCCCAUCGUCUCAAGAGAGGAACGGAUCCGGACCGCUGAAACGUCGAGUAUCCGAAGUGAAGAGGGAGAUCGAAAAGCUGGAAAAUCAGAUCAACGAGAAAGAAGUCGCCGUUGCCGUAGUGGAACAGCGAGUUUCGAAUCUGGUGCAGGGCGCCUUCUGUUUGGUCUUGAUGACCGGUCCCUUUGAGAAACUGCUAGGCUUCAUCCCGAAGGGCGUUCUCGCCGGACUCUUUUGGUACAUGGGAUCGUCGGCCUUGUUCGGCUCUGGUGUGACCGCCCUCUUCCUCUUUCUGAUAAAAGACCGACGCUUGACCUCGCCUUCCGAUCCUCUUCGUCGGGUCCGCAAAUCGAGGAUCAUGAUGUGGCUAGUGUUCCAGCUGCUCGGGUUCGCCGCUACGUUUGCGAUCACCAAUACGAUCGCUGCAAUCGGCUUUCCCAUCGUCAUUGCAUUGCUCAUUCCCUUUAGGAUCCUCGUCAUCCCCAGACUGCACUUGUUCACAGAGGACGAGUUGAACAUUCUCGAUGGCCCGGUUGCUAGUCCGUUCACCAUGCAGAGCGUGAAUGUGGCCUAA
Messenger RNA from Filobasidium floriforme, 1797 nucleotides. RefSeq names its product putative anion transporter. NCBI's taxonomy places the organism in Eukaryota, Fungi, Basidiomycota, Tremellomycetes, Filobasidiales, Filobasidiaceae. The transcript is spliced from 12 exons. Gene Ontology annotation, biological process: monoatomic anion transport; borate transport; transmembrane transport. Gene Ontology annotation, molecular function: borate efflux transmembrane transporter activity; solute:inorganic anion antiporter activity. The record is from RefSeq and is a predicted model, not a curated record. The coding region runs from base 1 to 1797 and encodes 598 amino acids. Gene Ontology annotation, cellular component: fungal-type vacuole; plasma membrane.